Phytophthora nicotianae INRA-310 is the source of this 1907-nucleotide messenger RNA. RefSeq lists its product as hypothetical. Lineage: Eukaryota; Oomycota; Peronosporomycetes; Peronosporales; Peronosporaceae. The record is from RefSeq and is a predicted model, not a curated record. Bases 126 to 1907 code for a protein of 593 amino acids. The transcript is spliced from 3 exons.
AGGAUUCCACGUUGCUGAUGGUUUCACAACCGAAGUAGCUGAGUUUGAUCCAGCGGCGCCCCUCUAUUCUCAGCAGUUUCGAAGGCAGUAGGGAAGCAGCAAAGCUUGACAAAGCAGUCGCAACAAUGGAGGCUAAGGGCGAGGACAACAGUACGCACAGGGCCUCGUCGAAGGGCCUACCUGACCAAGAUGACAUCAACACGGACGAAUCCGGAGCCCCCACCCCUGAGGUUGUGGCGCUACGCGACGGAUACAACCAGACGUACAUCGUCCGGUCCAGCAAGGACAAUCUCCAUGAAGUUCUCUUCCGUUGUGGCAAUUGGUGCUACAGUGGUAAAGUCGAUUUGGGUAGUGCCGAUCUGGAGCUCGCCGAUCUUCCAGUGGUCGUGCCUGCACUACAGAAACAACAGGCUUCGUUGCAAUAUCUUUGCGAAUGGAAGGCCAUUCCCUCGACGUCGCCGUACUUCACUCCACUUGAGACUUUGUACGAUGUUUACGACUUUAUUGGUGCCGAGCUUUCAAGUGAACGUAUUGAACGUAAACUGAUGAAGGCAGCUGAAGAACAUGCUUGGGUAGACAGUGACGAUGACGGUGGCUCUAAAACCUUCUUCGAGUUGCAAAGUGGGGACUACGAGUGCUUUGACGGAGUGGACAUUGUAGCUAGCAAGACCUUUGUACGUGGUCUUGUGCUGCUGGUCAUUUACUACCACCGCAGUUUCUACGUCGUGUUGCAGGCGGCUGACGGCGAGCAGCCGCUGCUGGAUGUUCGCUUCCCCGAUUUAUCUGCCCACCUACAAGGAAUUCAUCUUCAAACUUACCGUGACGACGACUGUAGCAACAUGAAGAAACUUACGCUGUGGCAAGCGGCAAAUGUUGGCAAACACCAAAGCCCACCGAAACCAUUGAAGGUGCAGUGCACGGACGUAAGCGGCACAGGUUACAACCAAACCUUCCUGAUCCGACGUACGCCACGUGCUGAAGGAUCUACGAACACACCAAGUUUGCGCGAGGUGCUCUUCCGUUUUGGAAACUGGUGCUACAAUGGACACGUGGAUCUAGGUCCCAAACUGGAAUUGUCAGACAUUCCCGUCAUCAUCCCCAUGCUACGACGACAGCAAAGUGCUCUGACGUUCAUGUGCGAAGCCUCCAAGAUGCCAGCGACUUCCUUGUUUACUCCGUCGAUGGAGCAUCUAGCUGAAGUUGUGCCUGCCAUGCAGGAAGAGAUGUCCAAAGCAGAGCAAUUCGUGCAGAAUCUGGCUCAGAGUGGUGGAUCCUUCGUCAAGAGCAAGGGGGACGUUGGAAGUUGGCUCGAGGACGAUAAUGUCGAAUGUUUUUUCGAGAUUGCCAUGGACAAAUGUGCAGCAUUCCAGGAGGUUGAGGCGAUUGCUAGUAAGAUUCACAUCGGCGGCGUGGUGCUUGUACUGCUUUACUACGACUUCACUUUCUACGUCUAUCUUGAGAAUGGGGAAGAAGAACAACCUUUGCUGGACACGAAUUUCCCUGACGUCUCGCUGCAGAAGGAGGGCAUUCAACUCAAAACUUACCGAAAAGGAGUUCGUGGUUGCGAAGAACUGCGACGUAUUAGCCUGUGGAAGAUUGAGAAUGAAUUCACCGACGAGGAAGAAGACGAGGACGCCGCAGCCGUCGACUGUAUCACGUCACGCAACAAGGGCCAGCUCCAAGCUGAUGCCAAGGAGGAGCACAGACGCGAGGAAGGUGUCAAGGCUGUAUCAGACUCCAAAGCGGCGAAGGAGAUGCAGCCACGCAAGUCGGCACUGCCGCAUCAUGUUGCUCCACUCAAGCGGCCCAGUGGUGCAGCUACUACCCUCAAAGGUAUGCCCGAUCUCGGUAUGAAAGCUCCAUGGGACGAAACUGGUAAGCCACUUGGAAUGCGGACCAGCAAGUAA